AUGGAGACACAAAAAGCCCACAUUUCUGCCGCCGCACCGGCGCCGCCAGCCCCGGUAGGUGAUUACGAAGACUUUCAGCCACUCUCCACAUGGCAAACCACCGAAUCCCACCACAUUCUUCGCCUCCAUCUUCAUGGUUUCAGAAAGGAGCAGAUGAGAGUCCGAUUAGAUAGCCGUGGAAUCCUGUCAAUAACCGGAGAGCGCCCUGCUGCCGAGGAGGAGGCCAAUGAACGUUCACAUUCUGGCCGGAGGCGGCAUCGUCGGUUCCGCAAGGAAAUCAAGGUGGCUUGCCGGUCGCCGGACAAGAUUCGUGCUAAGUUUUCAGCCGGAGUUCUGACGGUGGCGCUGCCUUUGGAAGCCAAUCCUCGCGAGCACAACGAGGAUAGCAUUUCUACGAGGAUUAGCAUCAACCUUGAAAGUGCGCCGUUGUAUUGUGCAGCGGCGGCGAUGUCCGGUUACUUGUGGCGGCUGAGGAAGUGGUUCGAGAAUUUGCCGAGAGUGGGGAAGGUGUGCUUGGUUCUGCUUGGCGUGGCGCUGAUGAUGGGUCUUGUUGCCGCGCUGAGCGUCUCAUUUUGGAUUAGUAGUCGUCAUGUCACCCACUAA
Molecule: messenger RNA, 603 nt
Organism: Linum trigynum
Lineage: Eukaryota; Viridiplantae; Streptophyta; Magnoliopsida; Malpighiales; Linaceae
Source: the annotation of a GenBank genome assembly